Molecule: messenger RNA, 2534 nt
Organism: Monodelphis domestica (gray short-tailed opossum)
Lineage: Eukaryota; Metazoa; Chordata; Mammalia; Didelphimorphia; Didelphidae
Gene: CHGA
Product: chromogranin A
Biological process (GO): negative regulation of catecholamine secretion; negative regulation of insulin secretion; defense response to bacterium
Cellular component (GO): chromaffin granule
Source: RefSeq, a predicted model, not a curated record
UAACUGGGUUGGGACUCAACUCAUAGGAUCAUAGGAUUUACAACUGGGAAGGUUCUUAAAGAUCUAAACUAGUUUGAUUCCUUCGUUUUUCCAAUUGUACUAUGUAUAUGGGGAAAUUGAGGUUAAGUGCCUUUAUAAGUGCAAGGCUGGGAUGUGAACCUAGGUCUUCUGACUCAAUCCAGUGACUUUCCACUACAUUACCCUGGCUUCCUCAGUUGCCCUCCUGGAUCUGUGAUGCUGUCUCUCACUUGAGGAAACCGCCGCAAUGGAGUCCAGAUGCAGCGAUACCUGAAGGCUGAGGGAGACCUGCAGAAACAGCCGGCACUUCGGCACUUCGGAGCAGCUGCGCAGGGCAGAGGAUGGAGAAUGGAUUGGGGCUGGAGGUUGGGGGAAGACGGGCGGGCCCUUUUGCCUUGACUUCAUUUCCGGGAGGCUGGGAGCAGUAUAUAAGAGGAGGUGUGAGGAAGCUGCUGCUGCAGAGCUCGGGUUGGAGUGCUCAAAGACUGCAGGCUGACGAGAAAGGCAAAGAGACAGCCCAAGGCGUCGCCGCCCCCAUCCCCAAUUCUCUGACAGUUUUUUGCCCCCUGCCACCUCUCUUCUGAGAGAGCCAAGCAGGUUUCCUCUCCUCCAGUAGUGCAAGGCAGCUCAAAAAUAGCAAUACAUUUGUCUUCUUUUCCACCCCACUCCCCCUCGUCAGCUGCCAAAGUCUUUAGAACCUCUAGCACUUAUCACCCCGAGGUCCACAGGUCAAUUCCAGGCCGAGUUUGUGACCCAGGACCCACCAUGAGCUUUCCCGCCUUCCUCCUCCUGCUGGGCUCCAUUAUGCAAGGCAUUGCACUCCCAGUGAACAGCCCAGCAAAUAAAAGUGAUACUAAGGUGAUGAGGUGUAUUGUUGAAGUCAUCUCUGACACCCUUUCCAAACCAAGCCCACUGCCCAUCAGUGAGGACUGCUUUGAGACCCUUCGAGGAGAUGAAAGGAUCAUUUCAAUUCUCCGCCAUCAAAACUUGCUGAAAGAGCUCCAAGAACUCGCCAUCCAAGGUGCCAAUGAGAGAGCCCAGCUGCAAAAGAAAGACAGAGGCUUUGAGGAUGAACUUUCUGAAGUCCUUGGGAAGCAACAUGAUGAAGAGACCACUGGGAAGGGGGAAUCGAGGGGUGCCUCCCUUGAGACGCCUGCUGAAGAUGCUGGUGAGUCUAAUGAGGAAAAGAGCCUGGAGGAAAGAGAAGCUGAGCCCAAAGAGACCAACCCCCAAGAAGCCAGGGAGGCCUCGGAGGAGGUGAGCUCCGAUAGCACCCUGGACAGCGGCCUGACCACCGAGGAGCACAGAGACUCCAAGCCCGGCCAAGACAGCAAGGACCGCUCCAGCGAUUCUCAGGAGAGUCUGGAUCUCAAAGAGGUGGAACCAAGUUCCAAGAAAGAUGAGGAUGCAAAUGAAGGGGUGGAGGAGGAGGAGGAGGAGGAGGCCCAUCCAGCCCAAGGGAGAAAUAAAGAAGCAUCAGAUGAAGAAGGCCCCACGGGCCCAUUCAGUACCAGCCCACCCCUGGAUGAGAAGGAGGAGCCUUCCAAGGGAGACAGUCAACCAGACCUGAAUGGAAAAGGGAAGGUUGGGCAAGAGGAAGUGAGAUCCCAGGAGGAAAAGGGUCUGAGCCGACGUUCUGAGGAGGACACAACAGCCCCCGAAGACAUCUUCAGCCCCAGGGUCAGCAAGAGUCAGGAACUGGAAGAGGAAUUCUCCAAAGAAUGGGAUGACUCCAAGAGGUGGAACAAGAUGGAUGAGCUAGCCAGAGAGCUGACAGCUAAGAAGCGGCUGGAGGAGAGCAACAGUGAGGAAGAGCCAGACCGCUCCAUGAAACUCUCCUUCCGAUCCCACAAGUAUGACUUUGGGAGCCCCAUGGGGCUCUCAAGGAGAACCUGGAAAGCUCACUCCAGAGAGGACAGCACUGAGGCAGGCUUGCCUCUCUCUCUCAGGGGUGACCCAGAUGAGAAGAAGGAGGAGGAGGGAAGUGCUAACCGAAGGACGGAGGACCAAGAGCUGGAAAGUCUGGCAGCCAUAGAGGCAGAGCUGGAGAAGGUUGCUCACAAACUCCAUGAGCUCCGGAGGGGCUAGAGGGCUGACUGCUGAGAUCCCAUGAAAUGCCCAGAAAUUCACUUCCUCACCCUGUUUUUUCAUUUACUAAUUCAAAUAGGGAUGGACCAGGGAGGGUUUAGGCAGGGAGAGAGUGACCCUGAUGUACCCUCAUUCUCAGUCUGCCCCCUCCCCAUGCCACUUGUGACACUUGCAAAACACACUUUUUCACUUCUUGAGUUUCUGUCCCCCUCCACACUCUUUUCCCACCUUAAAGCCUCUUCUUGCACUUUGUGUUGGCCAUUUGAAGACAAUUAGACAGCUUUUCUAGAAAGUUUUCCCUACACUGUUAGGUCCAAUGAAUACAACUGCAAUAACUUGUUCUCUUUGGAUUAAAGUCAGACUACUGACUGUAAUAUAUUCUAUAUAAAAUUUAUCUAAGGAAAAAUAAAACUACAGUGGGCUCCCUG